AUGCAGUUCUGUAUUGACCCGGCUUCAUGUCCACUCAUUGAAGACGUUGAAGACCUCGACAGGUACAGGCCUGGCGGAUAUCAUCCGUUGAAGAUCGGGGACGACCUCAAUGACGGCCGAUAUCGACUAGUUGACAAACUUGGGUACGGAGGGUCCUCGACUAUAUGGCUAGCCCGUGACCUACAGAUGGCCAGAUAUGUGGCGGUGAAAGUCAUUAUAGCUGAUGCCAGUGUUGAUGCACCUGAGGCUAUUCUUCUAAGUUCUCUUGCAAGAUCGCCAUCUAGACCAGGGAGCGAAACUAUUCCAUCCAUCAUCGAACAAUUCUGGGCUGUCGGUCCUAAUGGGAAGCACAAGUGUAUUGUCACCCCGUCUGCACGAAUGAGCCUCUUUGAUGCAAAAGAGGCUUCGAAAUUCGGUCUUUUUCGGCCUAAGGUCGCGCAAUCUAUCAUUGCCCAACUCAUCCGUGAAGUCGACUUUCUCCACAGUGAACAUAUUGUACACGGCGAUCUUCAUCUGGGUAAUAUCCUGGUCCAUUUUCCAAAAGUGAUCGAUCAUUUUCCUACGUCAGAAUUAUACAAGGAAUUCGGAGAACCUAAGUCAGAGGCUGUUAUCUGCGUUGAUGGCAAACCAUUGUCAACUGGCGUACCCACGAAUGUAUACGUUCCCGGUUGGUUUGGUGCUCGCAGCGAUGAACUUGCUUUAGGAGAGGAGAAAAUCAUCCUCAGCGACUUUGGAGAAUCUUUCAACCCUCACAAGACCCGCCGGUUCUCCUCAAAUACCCUUCCUCUCCUCCAACCACCCGAGGCCAGGUUCUCUGAUAAGCCUCUCUCAUUUGCCUCCGACAUUUGGACACUCGCCUGUACUAUCUGGGAGAUUUUUGGCCAGCGACCUUUGUUUGAGGCUUUUUACCCUACUGCAGAUCGCGUCACCGCGGAGCAAGUCGAGGUCCUUGGUAUUUUACCUCCUGAGUGGUGGCAAAAGUGGAACGGAAGGCUGGAAUGGUUCGACGAACAAGGCGAAUUGGAUCCGAAAUCAGAGGCGUCUAGGGGUCACGACAGGAUACGUAUGACCUGGGACAAGAGGUUUGGCUACUGCAUACAGGAGCCUCGGGCUGAGGCGGGCCUGAGAGACCGCCUCAGAGGAAGAGAAAAGAGCUUUCGAGACGAUGCUUCGAUCGAUGCUAAUGUUCCGGCCGAACGAAAGAGCGACAGCACAGCAGGUAUUGAACUCCGAAUGGAUGAAAGGAUGGGGAGAACCGGCUCUUGA
Messenger RNA from Penicillium chermesinum, 1266 nucleotides. RefSeq names its product CMGC/SRPK protein kinase. Gene Ontology annotation, biological process: regulation of mRNA processing; protein phosphorylation; spliceosomal complex assembly. The transcript has 3 exons. The record is from RefSeq and is a predicted model, not a curated record. Gene Ontology annotation, molecular function: ATP binding; protein kinase activity. NCBI's taxonomy places the organism in Eukaryota, Fungi, Ascomycota, Eurotiomycetes, Eurotiales, Aspergillaceae. The coding region runs from base 1 to 1266 and encodes 421 amino acids.